GUACCGUGACAUUUUUGUCAACCGCCAAAAAAAAACCAAGAAGAAGAAGAAGAAGAAGAUUCCCGCCCUCCAGCUUCCAGGUGCUCCUUUCAUCGUUUGCUGUUGGACGCUUUCAUAUCUCAGAAUAUUCUGAACGGCUCAGUCCAGCACUAACCAGACCCAGCAGGCGUACCGGUUCGGACUAACCACUGGAUCAGUUCCAUAACUCAGAGGAUAAAUCGGACUCCCAGACGGCUUGUAGCUGAAGCUCCAUCGAGGUGCUGCACAGAACGUUUCUCCCAAGAGCUUGAGCUGGAGAAUAAGAACAUCUGAAGAACAACGAGGUGCUGGAGUUGAUCUGGCAGUAACACAAUGAAGAACAAUGAGACCAAGAUAGUGGUGGAGGAGGAGAACCAUGAGGUGAAGACUGAGAUGGAGGAGGAGAACCAUGAGAUGAAGACUGAGAUGGAGGAGGAGAACCAUGAAAUCAAGAUAGAGGUGGAGGAGGAGGACCACGAAAUGAAGACUGAGAUGGAGGAGAACCAUGAAAUCAAGAUAGAGAUGGAGGAGGAGAACCAUGAGAUGAAGACUGAGAUGGAGGAGGAGAACCAUGAGAUCAAGAUAGAGGUGGAGGAGGAGAACCAUGAGAUGAAGACUGAGAUGGAGGAGGAGAACCAUGAGAUGAAGACUGAGAUGGAGGAGAACCAUGAGAUCAAGGUUAAGGUGAAGGAGGAGAACCAUGAGAUCAAGAUAGAGGUGGAGGAGGAGAACCAUGAGAUGAAGAUUGAGAUGGAGGAGGAGAACCAUGAGAUGAAGAUUGAGAUGGAGGAGAACCAUGAGAUGAAGACUGAGGUGACACAGCAGGAGAAGGAUGAGAAAGUUAAAGUUGAGAAGUACCAGGAGGAAUACCAGGACCCAAAACCAGACCACCAGGUAAUGAACACCACAAACCGGACUGAACCAGCCACCACUUCUGGUCCCACUGAUCUACAGGAACCUGAAGAGCAUCAGCAGACUGAUGGAGCCCUCAACGCACCAUCUAAAGGAACAGAUCAUGGUCAGACUGGGAAAAAGCCAUACAGCUGUGACCAGUGUGGAGCAACUCUUAAAACUAAAUGUGAUUUAAAGAGACAUCAGCGUAUCCACACUGGAGAGAGACCAUACAGCUGUGACCAGUGUGAAGCAGCCUUUAAUACUAAUAAUCAUUUACAGAGACAUAAACGGAUCCACACUGGUGAGAAACCAUACAGCUGUGAGCAAUGUGGGAAAUCAUUUCGUAACAAAGGCACUCUACAAAAACAUCUUGUCUCCCUUCAUCUAGAAGAAAAGGCCCACAGAUGUGACCAAUGUGGGAAAUGCUUUGCAAUCAGCGAAAGGCUGAAAAUCCACCAAAGAAUUCAUUCUGAUGAGAAACCUUAUAAGUGUGACACUUGUGGAAAAGCCUGUAGGGAAAAGAGUGAUUUAAGGCGUCAUGAACUGACCCACACAGAUCAGAGACAUUAUAAAUGUGAAGUAUGUGGGAGAACAUUUAAUCGCUUAGGUACUCUUAAAAGGCACAGGCGAACGCACACUGGAGAAAAACCAUACAGAUGUGACGUGUGUGGGAAAACCUUUGGUAGAAAAUUUACUUUGGGUACUCACAGACGGUCACACACUGGAGAACGGCCUCACUGGUGUGACCUCUGUGGUAAACUCUUUUCUGCGAGGACAUCUUUAAAGGCACAUCAGCAAACUCCCUGCAAAUGAGAAGGAACGGUGCUGUUUUAAAUAAAUACAUAUUUAGGAUGUGAUAAAUGUGAGCUGUACGGAAAACGGAUUAAGGUGAUUAUCUAAUCAAUUAGAUAGUUUAUAAAGAAUGAAGGUAACAAAAACUGGCUGGUAAGAUGCUUUGAAGGUGAUGGAGCAAAGUUGGACAUGAGUUUAUGUAAAUAGUUUCAAAACAGUAGUGGAUGAUUUUUGAUAUUUAAGGUAAGAAUUACUACUAUACUGAAAUAUGCUAAUUGAAAAUGUGACUUUUGAAAUGACUUCUCUGAGGGCAGAAAAGAGGGAAUAUGAUCGGUUGUUACCCUGCAGGAGCUUUGGGUCAACAUUGUGGUCGGAGAUUGUUUUAGGAUUAACAGCAAGAACGCAGCAGAUAUCUGGAGACUCUAGAACCUGUAAUGUUAGCCAAGAUUCUGUGUCAAAACUGUUCAGUACUUGAGUCCGAGAGUUGAGGCUUCUGAAAUGUUCUCAGGGUUGCUGAUCACGCUGUGAUAACCAAGGAUGUCGGCUGAUGGACGCUUGGAAUCCUGAUUAAGAUCAUUGUUACGGUGGAUUACAUGAAUUUGGCUUAUCGUAUUUUUCCAAAUUCCUAAAAUUUCUUGUAAGUUUUAAGUUCACAGUCAUCAUACCCUCUUCCAUAUUUUAGAUUUUUCUUUGGUCGUCAGAAUGUUGAAAUUUUGUUACUGGAUUACUAAUUUUAUAGGAUUACUGGAAUUUUUUCCCUCCUGAUUUGGGGACCUUGGAUUACAGCAGCGUUUCGCACCAACCAUGGGGUGAAACAUGUACAGCACACAGAGAACAAGAGAUCGGUCAAAACUCAGAAUCCCAGGAUGCACAGCAUGAACCUAUUUUCAGGACAACUUCCAGGAAGGAGGAGUCGCAGCUGGAACCGCCGUGACAUCAGAGAUCUACAAACCCUGGCGCGCUGCACUAUUAGUUAUCUUUAACCAGCGGUAGCCCAGCUGGCUGCAUUGGGGAGAAAUGCGAGUUGACGUCUGACUUUGAUGGCCGAGUUGGGCUACUUGUUUGAAACGUGGAUCCAAGAGUUGAGUACGAAGUGUAAUUUGUGCAUCUGGCAACCAAAACUGGCUGAAAUCUUUCUAUCUAAGCUUGUGGAGAAAAUGAUUUUCCCAGUAGACACGUCGUCUCUAAUCGUGUCGACGGUGCUGCUUUCCCCUCCCUGUCUGAGAGGAGACUGCCUGGGAACCAUGGGUGCCAGUCCGAGAAGCAGAAGGUUGCCCAGCUGCUAGACCCACAGUAGCCUCCUUUGUCCACAGCCUCUCAUCGCGCCCCUUUGGACCUGAUCACCAGAACGGUUCACUUAAGUGGUUGUGCCUAAGCAGAGAAAAUGAGUUUUGCCUAAAACAUUUAAAAUUUUCAUUUCAUUGGGUUUUGCUUGUUUGUGCUAAACUAUUUGACGUUUUGUAUUCUACUUGCGAAGCUAAUGCUAAAGGCCACUGAGCCUCGUUUCUAAAGUUUAGUCAAACUUUGUUUUAAUGAGUGGUCGUAGCACGCUGUCAUAUACAUGUUAAUAUUUCUAUUAAUGAUAGGUAAAGGUACAUAUGUGACUAAAGGAAUUACUAAAUAAGCUAUUGGCUUGUUAGCUAAACCCAGAUGUGACAUCAUCACGUAGAUCCAUUUGUUCACCAUCUUGUGUCAACUCCAUUCCAAAUCCCACCUCCCCCUGUAAUAGCUGAAGAACCAGUUGUCUAAAAAGUUA
Molecule: messenger RNA, 3460 nt
Organism: Girardinichthys multiradiatus
Lineage: Eukaryota; Metazoa; Chordata; Actinopteri; Cyprinodontiformes; Goodeidae
Product: zinc finger protein 431-like
Exons: 3
Coding region: 352-1725 (457 amino acids)
Biological process (GO): G protein-coupled receptor signaling pathway; regulation of transcription by RNA polymerase II
Cellular component (GO): nucleus; plasma membrane
Molecular function (GO): DNA-binding transcription activator activity, RNA polymerase II-specific; RNA polymerase II cis-regulatory region sequence-specific DNA binding; G protein-coupled receptor activity
Source: RefSeq, a predicted model, not a curated record